AUCACUCGUACGAUCAAGACUCGCUGCGCUAAUUCAAUCUCAUACUCUCUGAAAUUAGGGCUUUUUAAAUCGCUCAAUCUUUGUUUAAUUCAAUUUUCGUACAGUCUCCUCAAGCUAUCACACACACCUCUGUGCAUAAUUUUUUUCCAAUUUUAGUUUCCCCAAUUUUCAAAAAUUAGGGUUUAAGAUUGGGAAAUUGGGAGUUGAUGUAGUGAUUUUCGAUUUGAAUUUGCGAUGAAUUUGCAUACGCACCGUAUGUCCGCCCAAGGCGGCGGCGGCGCGGCGGCGGUGCCGGUUUUGAAUGGGAGUAGUAAUAGUAAUCCGCAGAUACAAGCUUCAGGUGGUGGUCAUGUUAAUUUGGAGCCUGAUUAUGUGAGUGCACGAAGAUUUAUGACUACUAAAAUCUAUGAGUUCCUGAUGCGUCGACAGCCACAAGCCAAUGAUAGAACUACAAGGAAGGUGCUUGAUGUAGUAAAACGUUUAGAGGAAGGUCUAUUCAGGAAUGCUACCACAAAGGAGGAGUACAUGAACUUGGAGACCUUGGAGAAUCGUCUUCGGAUAUUAAUUAGAAGAGAACCUAUGAAUAAUCCCAGCCAGCAAUAUUCUCACCAACAUAUCAAUUCUUCAUCUUCUACCAGUACGAUGAUUCCAACUCCUGGCAUGCCUCAAAGCGGAAAUUCAAGCUUGAUGCAUGCAUCAUCCGUGGAUAGUUCCUUGAUCGCCUCCGGUGGUUCUAAUAGUAUUGCAUCAUCCACUGUAAACACAGGAAGCUUCUUGCCCACUGGGAAUACAACAUCUGGAGGCAUGCACGGUGGAUCCUUCAAUGGAUUAUCUGGUUCGUUGCCGCAUGGAUAUCAGCAGUCCCCUUCUACAUUUUCAAUUAGUUCCGGUGGCAAUAUCAUUGGUUCAUCGGUUGGUGGACAGAGAAUUGCAAGCCAAAUGAUACCCACUCCUGGAUUUAAUAGUUCCAACAAUAUAAACAGCAAUAAUUCUAAUGACAUGAAUAAUAAUAAUUAUAAUCAGCCUGUCAUGAAUCUGGAUUCUAAUAAUAUGGCGUAUUCAACUGUCGAAACUACAAUUGCAGCACAACCUCUGCAACAGAAGAAUCAAAUUGGUGGCCAAAACAGCCGCAUAUUGCACAACCUCGGCAGUCAAAUUGGUGGUGGUAUUAGGUCUGGUGUGCAACAGAAAUAUGGACUGUCAAGUGGGUCCUUGACUACUGGUUUAGGGACGAUUGGGAACAAUAUCCAAAUUUCAAAAGGUCCUGGAAUCUCUGAGGGCUACAUAAAUGCCCCACUCUAUGGCAACUCAUCAAAAUUGUUGCAGCAUGAUCAACAUCAGCGACAAAUAUCUCAGGGUGUUGGAUAUGGGAGCUGCACUGCUGAUUCCUCCACUUCAGGAAGCAUUUAUUGCCCUGUAACAUCUGCUGAGUUAUCGGGAAGUAAUCAGGAUAUAAAUCAACAACAGCGAUUUCUUCAACAGCAAAGACAACACAACCUCCGUCAGCAGCAACAUGUUUUACUAAAAAAUGAAGCAAGUCAAGGUCAGAUGACAUCCAAUGUGGCUGGUCAAGUAAAGUGCGAGCCUGGGAUAGAGCGCCAAGCAGAAUCCUUGCACUCUCAGUUCUCUGGACAGUUCCAGUCAUCCGAAGUACAAUACCAGAACCUAUCUGAAGACCAAUCGGUUGUUAAUAAAUCACUUUCUCUUCCACCUAGUUCUCAGGAGAUUUAUUCAGCUCAGACUCAAACGGUGGAAGAGAUGCAACAAAGUGUACAUCAGCCACCAUUUCUUACUGAUUCUUGUGAUGAGUUCACUAGUAAUGAUGGAGUUCCAUCAGAGAGAGUAUUACAUGGUCAGUGGCGUUCUAGAUCCCAAGAUGGACCUCAUGUGAUGCAAAGCUUCUCUAUCUCCAAAGAGCAUCAUAUUCAGGGGGACUUUAGUCAGAGAACAUCUGGGCAAGGUGAUGCUCUGCAAAAUAACCUAUCUUCAGGGGGGUCAAUUAUGUGUCAAAAUGUUGCUAAUAGAACAGCAGAUCCUCGUAGUGGUAAUGGUUCUGCUCUUAAAUAUGGUAAUGCAAACUGUGACCGGCAGUUCAAGAACCAGCUAAGGUGGUUAUUAUUCUUGCGGCAUGCUCGUGCAUGUAAUGCCCCGAAGGGGAGAUGUCCAGAGAAAUAUUGUGUUGCUGCCCAAGAACUGCUGCGACAUGUGGAUGGAUGCUUUCUAGCUCGGUGUCCAAAUCCUCGGUGCCCCAUGACCAAAAGAUUAAUUGAACAUCACAAGAAGUGCAAGCAUCCAGAAUGCCCUGUGUGCAUCCCAGUGAAGAACUAUAUAAUGAUGCAUAUCAAGGCACGUGCACAUCAGGAUUCCAAGUCCAGUUUUCCUUCGUCAAUAAAUGGUUCUUGCAACACUUAUGAUACCAGAGAUGCUCUGAGCAGAUUAAAUAUGAGUCAGUCUGUUGUUUCAACCUCAGAAGAUCUGCAACCAUCUUUGAAACGCAUGAAGAUCGAGCAGCAGCCAUCACAAUCUAAUGCCUCCGAACGUGAAAGCUGUGCUCCACCAGUUUCCUCUAUCAGUGAACCUCAUGUUCCACAGGACAUCCUAAAUGGGGAAAGCCAAACAGUUGACACUUGUGGGGUAAUAAAAACUGAGGUUGCAGAAAUUAAGAUAGAAAAUCUUUCAAGUUCUGCUCGUGGAAGUCCCGGUGUUCUUGAGAUGAAGAAUGAAAACAUUGAUAAAACCUUCGUCCGGGUGGAAGAUAGUGAUUCUGCUAUCACAAGUGAUCCUGUUGGCUUUCCUAAGGAAGAAAGUAUCAAGACUGAGAAAGAAGUUGCUGCUGCUAACCAUUCACUUGUGACAUUACCCAAUGAAAAUGUGGCUGCAACCAAGUCUGGGAAGCCAAAUAUACAGGGAGUAUCCUUGACUGAACUGUUUACUCCUGAACAAGUUCGGGAGCAUAUCAAAGGUCUCAGGCAGUGGGUUGGCCAGAGUAAAGCGAAGGCAGAAAAGAAUCAAGCGAUGGAGAAUUCAAUGAGUGAAAACUCUUGUCAGCUAUGUGCUGUUGAGAAACUUACUUUUGAACCACCACCAAUAUAUUGCACACCAUGUGGUGCACGCAUUAAAAGAAACGCAAUGUAUUACACCAUUGGAACAGGUGAUACACGACACUACUUCUGCAUCCCGUGCCAUAACGACUCCCGUGGGGAAACAAUUAUUGCUGAUGGAACUUCUAUUCCCAAGGCAAGAUUAGAGAAGAAGAAAAAUGAUGAAGAUACUGAAGAAUGGUGGGUUCAAUGCGACAAGUGUGAAGCUUGGCAACAUCAAAUUUGUGCGCUGUUUAAUGGGCGGAGAAACGAUGGUGGUCAGGCUGAGUAUACUUGCCCAAACUGCUAUAUUGCAGAAGUAGAAAGAGGGGAGCGUAUGCCCUUGCCACAGAGUGCUGUUCUUGGAGCUAAAGAUUUGCCUAGGACAAUUCUCAGUGAUCAUAUAGAGCAAAGAUUAUUCAAACGAUUGAAGCAGGAGAGGAUGGAAAGGGCAAGGGUGCAGGGGAAAUCUUAUGAUGAGGUUCCGGGAGCAGACUUCCUAGUUAUUAGAGUUGUGUCAUCUGUGGACAAGAAGUUGGACGUGAAGCCAAGGUUCCUUGACAUUUUUCAGGAAGAGAAUUACCCAACAGAGUUUGGGUAUAAGUCAAAGGUAGUUUUGCUGUUUCAGAAAAUUGAAGGCGUGGAAGUGUGCCUAUUUGGCAUGUAUGUUCAAGAAUUUGGAGCAGAGUGUCAGCAGCCAAAUCAUCGCCGUGUUUAUUUAUCUUACCUGGAUUCUGUAAAGUACUUUAGGCCGGAGAUUAGAACUGUGACGGGGGAGGCCCUUCGCACAUUUGUUUACCAUGAAAUCCUGAUUGGGUACCUAGAAUAUUGUAAGAAACGUGGUUUUACUAGUUGCUAUAUAUGGGCAUGUCCUCCACUGAAGGGUGAAGAUUAUAUUUUAUAUUGCCAUCCGGAAAUUCAGAAGACCCCAAAAUCAGAUAAGCUACGGGAAUGGUAUUUAUCAAUGUUGAGAAAAGCCGCCAAGGAAGAUAUUGUAGUAGAGCUAACUAAUUUGUAUGACCAUUUCUUCGUUCCUAAUGUUGGUGAAUGCAAAGCUAAAGUAACUGCAGCUCGACUACCAUAUUUUGAUGGAGACUAUUGGCCUGGUGCUGCUGAGGACAUUAUAUAUCAGCUUCAACAGGAGGAGGAUGGAAGAAAACUUCAUAAGAGGGGAUUGACAAAAAAAACUAUUUCAAAAAGAGCUCUAAAAGCGUUUGGUCAAGCUGAUCUGUCUGGAAAUGCAUCGAAGGAUCUUUUACUGAUGCACAGACUUGGUGAAACAAUUAGCCCGAUGAAGGAAGAUUUCAUCAUGGUUCACUUGCAGCACUCAUGCAGUCACUGCUGCAUUCAGAUGGCAUCUGGAAAUCGUUGGGUUUGCAACCAGUGCAAAAAUUUUCAGCUAUGUGAUAAGUGUUAUGAAGUUGAGCGAAACUUGGAUGAGCGUGAUAGACAUCCUAUUAGUAAUCAAAGAGACUCGCAUAUGCUUCAUCCAGUUGAAAUUGAAGGUGUGCCCGUCGAUACUAAGGAUAAAGAUGAGAUUCUUGAGAGUGAGUUCUUCGAUACGCGACAGGCAUUUCUUAGUCUUUGUCAAGGAAAUCAUUAUCAGUAUGAUACCUUGCGCCGUGCCAAACAUUCCUCAAUGAUGGUCCUUUACCAUCUCCACAAUCCUACUGCUCCUGCUUUUGUUACAACAUGUAAUGUAUGUCAUCUUGACAUAGAAGCUGGUCAAGGUUGGCGCUGUGAAACCUGCCCUGAUUUUGACGUAUGCAAUGCGUGCUAUCAAAAGGAUGGGGGCAUCGAUCAUCCUCAUAAAUUGACUAAUCAUCCUUCCUUAGCAGAACGUGAUGCACAAAAUAAAGAAGCCAGGCAACUACGUGUUCUCCAGCUUAGAAAAAUGCUUGAUCUUCUGGUGCAUGCAUCUCAGUGCCGUUCCGCACAAUGCCAAUAUCCAAAUUGUCGCAAGGUGAAAGGUCUUUUCCGGCACGGAAUACAAUGCAAAACUCGUGCUUCUGGUGGUUGUGUUCUUUGUAAAAAGAUGUGGUAUCUACUUCAACUUCAUGCUCGAGCAUGCAAAGAAUCUGAAUGUCACGUUCCCCGCUGCAGAGAUUUAAAGGAACAUUUAAAAAGGCUUCAGCAGCAGUCUGAUAGUCGGCGACGAGCCGCUGUGAUGGAGAUGAUGAGGCAACGAGCUGCUGAGGUUGCUGGAAAUCCUUGAUGUUAAAGAUGUGAAUAAAUAUUAAUGUUCAGGGUUCAAGUAUAAAGAGUGAUAAAGGGAGGCAUAGUUGUGUUGAAGACAUGUGUUGCUUACCAUCCAGGCAGCAAGGAACAAAAGUGUUUGUUGCUAAUGGGGAACCAGGAAAGAAGUGAAAGGCAAGAACAUGUACAGAGCAGCUGCAAUGACGAACAAUUCAUUCAUUUGCAGUUGCCGUGUCCUUCACUUGCUACAGCGUUGUGAAGAUUGCGGCAAGUGUUUGUUUUUUUGGCCAUUGAUUUAUAUCUUUUUAAAUCUUUAAAAUAUAUUCUCAUCCGGCCUUGAUGACCGGUGUACUUGUAACAGUAUGUAUCUGUAUCAGGAAGGAGGGAGGCUUGUUGAGUUGUUUUUCAUUUCUUAUUUAUUUUUGGUUUUUCUAUACAAUAUAUCUCCCUCCUUCCAAAGUUCCAUAUCGGAUCAUGUAACAUACAAUUUUGUUGAGUUAUUAUACCUUUAGUUUUGUUUUGGACAUCAAAAAUAUACCAGUUUUUCUGUUU
Daucus carota subsp. sativus is the source of this 5828-nucleotide messenger RNA. Its product is annotated as histone acetyltransferase HAC1. Gene Ontology annotation, molecular function: zinc ion binding; histone acetyltransferase activity; transcription coactivator activity. Bases 235 to 5295 code for a protein of 1686 amino acids. Gene Ontology annotation, cellular component: histone acetyltransferase complex; transcription regulator complex. NCBI's taxonomy places the organism in Eukaryota, Viridiplantae, Streptophyta, Magnoliopsida, Apiales, Apiaceae. The record is from RefSeq and is a predicted model, not a curated record. Gene Ontology annotation, biological process: positive regulation of transcription by RNA polymerase II. The transcript has 17 exons.